Molecule: messenger RNA, 1018 nt
Organism: Amphimedon queenslandica
Lineage: Eukaryota; Metazoa; Porifera; Demospongiae; Haplosclerida; Niphatidae
Product: kinesin-like protein KIFC3
Exons: 6
Coding region: 343-1008 (221 amino acids)
Biological process (GO): microtubule-based movement
Cellular component (GO): microtubule cytoskeleton
Molecular function (GO): ATP binding; microtubule binding; microtubule motor activity
Source: RefSeq, a predicted model, not a curated record
AAUCAAGUUGAAUCAGUGUGUAUCAGUAUCAAUCAGUAUCAAUCAGUAUAUUCAUUAAUGAUUACUUCAAUAGGAAACAGUUCUCUUGCUCUACUUUAUGUCAUCUUAGCACUGUUGGACUAGUUAACUAUAAAAUAUCUUUUUCAUUAAUUCUUUAUUCUUCUCCUUUCACUCUACAGGUACUUGAGGAUACCAGACCAAUCAUCACGUCAUGUGCUGAUGGAUACAAUGUGUGUAUUAUUGCAUAUGGACAGACUGGGGCUGGUAAGACAUACACUAUGAUGGGACCAAGGGAUAACCCUGGAGUUAAUGUAAGAUCAAUAAAGGAAUUAUUUAAUAAUCAUGAAGGAGAAGGAUAAAACUGACUUUGAAAUGAAAGUGUCAAUGGUUGAAGUGUACAAUGAGUCAAUUUAUGAUCUAUUGAAGUCACCAAAUGAAGUACAAGAGAAACUUCAAAUACACAAAAAAGGAAAAGAACUACACGUACCAGGGUUGACAGAGAUUGAAGUAUGUUCCACUGAUGAUGUUAUUAAAGUUAUGACAGUUGGAGAAAAGAACAGAACAACAGCUUCAACUAAAAUGAACACUAACAGUUCAAGGUCUCAUCUCCUCCUCAGAUUGGUCCUGGUUUCUUAUAAUUCAGUAUCCAAGACUACCACAAGAGGUAGCCUCACACUAGUUGAUCUGGCAGGAUCAGAGAGAAUAUCAAGGAGCGAAGCAACUGGACUGAGACUAGUGGAAGCAGCUGCCAUCAAUAAAUCAUUAUCAGCUUUAGGACAAGUAUUUUCCUCAAUAAGAGAGAACUCACUCCACAUUCCGUUCAGAAACUCAAAACUGACUCACCUCCUCCAACAGUGUCUAGGAGGAGAUGCUAAAGCGUGUAUGUUUGUUAAUGUGAGUCCAUUGGAUACUAAUGUACCAGAGACUGUCAGUACACUGGAGUUUGGAAUGAAUGCAAGACAAGUAGCACUGGGGAAGGCAACAACACACGUCACUAAAACAACUUAAAUAAUAAAUA